AUGGAAGAGGAUAGCAAGUUAGGAGAGGUAGUGGAGGAAAUUAGUAAACUAGACCACAAAAAUGUCGGAUACAUCUACUCCUCCGCCGUUACCGCCGGUGAAGAUGGUGGAGAUAGAAGGGAAGGGCGGAGCACUAGUUACUUCUCAGCAGCUAAUAGCUGGAUAGAUUGUCCUCAGAGAUUCCCCUAUCCUACUCUAUUCUGCUGCUCCUCUUCUAAAUCACGACAACAAAUAUUGCUCCCACUAUUUCAGAACAAUAUUUUCGCCUGCGGUGGUGGUUUCUUGCCCCUAGUGCUCUUCUGCUUCACUCUUCUGCAGCCCCGAUUGCCGAUCCAUCGCUCUAUCCUCUUCCCACACCCAAUGGGUCUGCCAGGCCCUCAGCUGCCUUCAAGAAGUCAAUUAUCCUGUUGCGUGGAGGAUCUGCCGGCGGAGAGCGAGAUUGUGAUGAGGCUCAUUAGCGCUUCCGUUGCCAGCAGCCUCUUCCUGUUAAGUAACUGCAAUUUAGGUUUAUGGAAUCGCGAAUUUUCGUGUUCAUUUGCUGUCAAGCCUUUUUAUUAUGCUCGCAGAAGAGGAUUUUUUCUAUUUAAGGUGGUUGAAAAAGUUCAGGUACGUGCAACUGCUGCUGAAACCGACCAACCAAAUUGGUGGGAAAAGAAUGCUGGCCCAAAUAUGAUUGACAUACAUUCGACGGAAGAGUUUUUAGAUGCUUUAAGUCAAGCUGGAGAUAGAUUAGUCAUUGUUGAAUUCUUUGGCGCGUGGUGCGCAUCUUGCCGAGCUCUAUUUCCCAAGGUAUGCAGGAUUGCAGAACAACACCCAGAGAUCAUCUUUCUCAAGGUGAACUUUGAUGAGAACAAGUCCUUGUGCAAAAGUUUGAACAUAAAGGUCCUUCCAUAUUUUCACUUUUAUAGGGGAGCUGACUGCCUGCUGGAAUCAUUUUCGUGCUCUCUCGCAAAGCUCCAGAAAUUGAAGGAUGCCAUUGCAACCCAUAACAAAGCUCGUUACAGCGAGUGUCCAUUGAAAGAUAAUGGUGAUGGACGUCAAGAUCUUCCUGUAACAUCUGCAGUGCCAGAAGACAAAGAAUUAUAA
Messenger RNA from Fraxinus pennsylvanica, 1086 nucleotides. Lineage: Eukaryota; Viridiplantae; Streptophyta; Magnoliopsida; Lamiales; Oleaceae. The record is from the annotation of a GenBank genome assembly.